Ceutorhynchus assimilis (cabbage seed weevil) is the source of this 419-nucleotide messenger RNA. The record is from the annotation of a GenBank genome assembly. Lineage: Eukaryota; Metazoa; Arthropoda; Insecta; Coleoptera; Curculionidae.
AUGGAUUAUAAAGUGAGAGCCGAUAAUUUGAGAAAGCCUGAAUUGCUAUGGGAAUUGAAGCUAAGGGGCAUUCCAGUGGAUGACACUUCGACGGCGGAGAAAAUGAAAGCAGCGCUAAGGCCUUUGAUAAGAUUGGAGAGAAGGAACAAAUCAUUGAGCUACCCAGAUUAUACUUCCGUUUUUGACGACGAAACUAGGUAUAUACAAGAUUGUGUAACAGAGAUUACAAUUCUCAUGAAUUCUUUCACUGGUUCCAAGGCUGAAAUAAAAUUUGAAUGUUUACAAUCAUGAUUGGUGCAUUUUCUUCGUAGAGCAGAUCUUCUGCCCAACGAUCAACUGACCAGUGAACAAGUUAAACUAAAAGCAAAUCUGCUCAUGGAAAUUCUUAAUGCCUUAGAUACAUUGGAGAAGCGUACUAA